AUGGCCCCGUCGUCUUCAAGCACGGCAGGUCGGUCACCGUCAGCGUCAACUGCUCGAGUGGACAAGACCAGAAAGCAGGAAAAGAUAGUCACACUGAAGUUGUCGUCCAAGAUUCUGCGUCAAUUUCAGGAGCCUUCGGCAAAAGCAGAAGAGCAGUCCUCACCGUCGCCUACUUCGUCCCCUGUGCCUCCAAUUGAAGAUGAUAUCACGGUGAAAGCCCCAGAGGCCAUCGACAAUGCUUCGGAGUCCAAUUCAACAUCUGCACUAACUCCUUCGGAUCCAGCCGUCACCGACGGCCAGAAAAAGAAGAAAGGCGCUUCAGCAGGAAACAAGAGAAGCCUAGGACAAAUGAUAGAUACUGGUGCCUUACCAAAGCCACGUGGGAAGCCUGGCCCCAAAAAGAAACAAAGACUGGAAGAUGGAACCAUCGACGCCGCUGCCAACAAGGGCUCAGUCACUCCAGGUGCGGGUCUCGGCGGUCACAAGUUAGGGCCAAAAGCGAAUCAAGGCGCUAUUAACGCAGGUCUUCGAGCUCUGGAUAGAUCAGGCAAACCUUGUCGCAAGUGGGCCAAGAAGCCUUUCACCCUGAAGAGCUUCACUGGAGUUGCUUGGGAGCUCCCCUCCUGGAAGGGCCAUGAGAGACCGGCAGUCCUGAACGGUGAUGAGUCGAGUGAAACCAAAGACAUCUCCCUGCCGAGCAGCAGCGAUAUCAAGCCGAACGGAAGCGACGUCGCAAUGGAUAGCAAUGCUGGUGAUCAGCCCGAUGCCCUGGCCAUGUCCACACCAGCAGCAAGUUCUCCGGCCCCUAUGCCGUCACAAUCCUCAGCGAUCGCAGCACAAGGCUAG
This is a messenger RNA of Capronia coronata CBS 617.96, 846 nucleotides long. RefSeq lists its product as uncharacterized. The transcript has 2 exons. The coding region runs from base 1 to 846 and encodes 281 amino acids. Gene Ontology annotation, cellular component: Ino80 complex. The record is from RefSeq and is a predicted model, not a curated record. NCBI's taxonomy places the organism in Eukaryota, Fungi, Ascomycota, Eurotiomycetes, Chaetothyriales, Herpotrichiellaceae. Gene Ontology annotation, biological process: chromatin remodeling.